Molecule: messenger RNA, 2092 nt
Organism: Syngnathus typhle (broad-nosed pipefish)
Lineage: Eukaryota; Metazoa; Chordata; Actinopteri; Syngnathiformes; Syngnathidae
Product: diacylglycerol O-acyltransferase 1-like
Exons: 17
Coding region: 144-1658 (504 amino acids)
Biological process (GO): triglyceride biosynthetic process
Cellular component (GO): endoplasmic reticulum membrane
Molecular function (GO): diacylglycerol O-acyltransferase activity
Source: RefSeq, a predicted model, not a curated record
UUGGGCGGAUUUGUUUGACAACUUCCCGUUUCCGUUUGGAUUACACACCCACGGGACUCAAUUCAGCAUCAACUAUGCUAAUUCUCGAAGUGAACAAGCGAAGCGAACUUUAUUCUUAAACUUUUGUUUUUUUCCCGGCCACCAUGGGGGAUACGGACACUACCGGGGCCUUCGCUCGCAAACGAAGGAGUGCGUUCGCGGCGGGGAAAGGAGCGAGUCUACAGCCGAUGCAUAAGAAGUGUAUGUCGGGCACUCAGCUCUUGUUGGCCGCCGACAGCAAAAAGGCAAACAGCGAUCCAAGCAAAGUUGACCGCUUGUGGCCCACAACAAAGGGGGACAAAAAGAAAAGAAGAAAUGAUAUAAAUGACAGUUUAAGCUGUCACAAGACACAAGAGUCCCUGCUGACGUCAUCCAGUGGUUUCAAUAACUACAGGGGGAUUCUAAACUGGUGUGUGAUCAUGCUGGUACUUAGUAAUACUCGACUCUUCUUAGAAAACCUGUUGAGAUACGGGAUUCUGGUUGACCCUAUUCAAGUAAUUUCCUUAUUCUUGAAGGACCCCUAUAGUUGGCCAGCAAUGUGCCUGAUAAUUGUGUCCAAUGUGUUUAUCGUGGUGGCUCUUUAUACAGAGAGACAGUUGUCAAAGGGUUCAUUCAGUGAGCGUGUCGGCUUUCUUAUCCAUACUGUUAAUUUCUCUGUUAUGCUGACAUUCCCUGCCGCAGUGGUCCUCCUGGUGCCCUCCACAACCCCAGUCGGAGGUGCGUUUGCACUCGGUUCGUACACUAUUCUCUUCCUCAAGCUUUACUCCUAUAAGGACGUCAACAUGUGGUGUCGGGAGCUGAGCGUCAUUAAGGCUAAGAAACUGGCAAGGUCACUGUCAUGUCCAUCAUCAAAGUACUUCAAUGGAGAUGACCAAAAAGUGUGUUACCCUGGCAACCUCACAAUCAGAGACCUGUACUACUUUGCUUUUGCGCCGACUCUAUGCUACGAGCUCAACUUUCCUCGCUCGCCUAAGAUCCGCAUGAGUUUCCUCCUAAGGAGACUUUUUGAGAUGCUCUUCCUCAUCCAGAUGUUAGUGGGCCUCACUCAACAGUGGAUGAUUCCCAUUAUUCAAAGCUCCAUGAAGCCACUCGAGGACAUGGAUCUAUCUCGGAUGACUGAGAGACUCUUAAGACUGGCUGUUCCCAACCAUUUGCUUUGGUUGAUGUUUUUCUACUGGUUCUUCCACUCAUCUUUGAACUUCACAGCAGAGCUUCUGCGCUUCGGAGACCGGCAGUUCUACAAAGACUGGUGGAACUCGGAGUCGGUGACAUAUUUUUGGCAGAAUUGGAACAUCCCCGUUCACAAGUGGUGUCUCCGGCACUUUUACAAGCCGUUGCUAAGGAGAGGUUUUAGUAAGAUAGUCAGCCAGUCCGCAGUCUUCUUCUUGUCGGCGUUCUUUCACGAGUAUCUGGUGAGUGUUCCUCUGAGGAUGUUCCGACUGUGGGCCUUUACGGGCAUGAUGGCUCAGCUUCCAUUAGCCUGGUUCGUUGGCCAUUACCUGCGUGGUAACUACGGCAACGCCGCAGUGUGGAUGUCACUCAUAAUUGGUCAACCAACCGCCGUCCUGAUGUACGUCCAUGACUACUACGUUUUGCAUUACAGACAAGAAACAGACUAAUAUUUAUAUGUUGCUUUAUCUGCCGGGGGAAUGACUAUUAGUUUCUUGUCUUGAAAAAAUAGGAAUUAUUAUUUGAAAAUAUUUCCAGGUGACUUUUUUUUGCCAGUAUCCUCAUGCAACUUGGUACAAAUAGGAUUUUUUUUAAAUUUUAUUUUUAGUACUGCAAACCUCAAAGUAUCCUGCACUAAAACACUAUAUUUUGCAAGAAAAACAGUUUUUGAUUCCGUCGAUACACUUUCGCAAUUCAUUUUUUUUUAAAAAGUGCCUUCAUAGUGUUCUUGUCAUCCAGCUUUAUCAAAAUGUUACUGUGAAAUAAGCGCAGGGGGGGAAAAAAACAUGCUGUUGAGAUUUUUGUUAUUUUUUAAUCAUGUUUAUACUAAAGUCAUCUUGCCGUGCUGUCAAGCGUUAAGGAAAUAAAUGUGAAUUUGACUUGA